Messenger RNA from Frankliniella occidentalis (western flower thrips), 4317 nucleotides. RefSeq names its product centrosomal and chromosomal factor-like. The coding region runs from base 301 to 1599 and encodes 432 amino acids. The transcript has 3 exons. NCBI's taxonomy places the organism in Eukaryota, Metazoa, Arthropoda, Insecta, Thysanoptera, Thripidae. The record is from RefSeq and is a predicted model, not a curated record.
CGGCCCGGCCGCCUCAGUCGAGGUGCGUCGCCCGUACCGACAGGAGCCCGUACCGCGCGCCGUCAGGUCGCCGUCAGGUCAUGUGGGUGACGGCUCCGGCCCGGGACUGAACCGCCUGAGCCUCUGGGAAUGUGACACCGACUGACCGCACCGCGCCAGUGCUUUUUUUUUAUUUUUGUUUAUUUUCCAAGUUUUUCCGUUCCGCUCCAUUUCCAAGACCCCGGAUCGUUCUAUGCUUGGAAAAACGCCCUCUGUCGGUCCUGCUGUGAGUGAAGCGAGAGGCGUGCUGCCGUGUCAACUAUGGUGACGUGCUACCCUUCGUACGAGAUGACCCCUCCCUUGCCGUCCCCGGCGCAGUGCGCGGGCGCCUCGGGCGCCGCGGGCGUCCAGGGCGGCGAGCGGCUGGGGCAGGCGGGCGUCGGCGGCAAGGAUUACAGCCGGCCCCUGCACGUCGACUGCAGCGUCGAGUACGAGCUCCCGGACGCGGCCAAGCCCCCGGCCGGCCAGCGCUCCGAGCCCCUGCUCAUGAUCCACCCGUGCUACUACCGGCGCGCGGAGGCGCAGCGCCGCACCCGCUUCGUCAACAACCUCCCCAAGAGCCUGUCGUCGCCGGUGUCGUCGUCGUCCUCCUCGUCGUCGUCGUCGGGCCGCCGCAGCAAGGUGGCGCGGCUCGCGACGUCGUCCUCGGCCGUGGAGCCGGCGUGGCCGCAGCCCAAGCCCGUGUCGCUGCCCGUGUACCCGGCGCCACCCGGGCCGGCCGGGCCGCCGUCGUGCUACAAAGUGGGCGCCACCGCCGACUUCAGCACCGCGGCGUGGCCGGGCCGGACCCCUGCCGCGCCGUCGUCCGCCAAGCUCGACGCCGGAGUCCUCUCGGAUAUCAUCGUGUCUACCUGCUCCGAGCUCAACAACAAUAACAACAACUACAUGAAGCAGCAGUCGCAGCAGCAGGGCAGCAGUCAGACGCAGCUGGGCAGCUGCGCGGCCGUGCCCUCGUACCUGCCGAGCUACCACCCGCACCACGGCCUCCACCACCAUGCCGGCGGCCACCACCACCCCAGCACCGGCACCGCCAUUGGCACCGCCACCGGCCAGCAGCAGCACCCGGCGUCGCAGGCGACGCAGGUCAACCGGCUGUACGGCGGAGGCCUCGUCAAGGCGGAGGCGACCCCCGUGCCCACCAAGGCUCGGCGAAGCGGCGUGAAGAGAUCGCGGUCGUCUCGCACGCUGCAGGACUGCGCGCGCGCCACGCCCUCCACCUGGUCCGACGCCAUGCUCCACCUCAACGCCUCCGGCUUCGCCUUCGAGUCGGCGGCGGCGGCGGCCGCGGCGGCCGCGGGGGCGGCGGGCGUGGCGGCGGCGGGGGCGGCGAGCGUGUGGUACCCGCACCAGGGCACGCCCCAGCACCAGCACCACCCGCACGCCCCCGUGCCCGUGGCCGCCCCCGUGCCCGGGGCGACGGCCGCGGACCCCCUGGGCGCGCCGCUGGCCCCCCUCGGCUCGGUGGCCUGGGGGGCCAUGUUCCCGCACUGCAGGGAGCGCGAGGACGACACCAGGGUGCUCUGGAACUCGGACAGCCUGCUGCGCCUGGUCCCCGUGUAGUUAGCCAAAGCCUGUAUGUGUGAGUGUGUGCAUGUGUGUGAGUGUGUGUGUGUGUGUGUGUGGUGGGGGUGUCCCCCCCGUGCAGUCGGCAGGAUAUCGUGAAGCGGAUGGGACGUUGGGGUCCCAGCGCGGCAGCGAGCUGUAGCGCUCUUAUAGCCCCCUGAAGCGCUCGCUGCCGUGCUGGGGCGCACCGUCUGCCCCAAAUUUUUAUUUUAUAUAUUAAAUAUUAUUUUUCGUUUUUAUUUAUAUCAUUUUUUUUGUCUUAGAAAGUUUUGUUUCUACCUUUGAGUUUGAUUUUGCGUCCUUUGUUCUCUUCACGGUGUGUUGGCCACUUGCGGAUUGGGAGUUUUUUUUUAAAUGUGGCCUGGAGCCGAGGGUGGUGUUUGUCACGCAACUUCGGCUCGGCCCAAAAGAAAGAGGCACUGAUUGAUUAAUUCUUUUAUUGUUUAUGUUUGUUUGUACAUUGUAAUGCAUAGUAUAUAUUAUAUAUGUAAUUUGUAAUUAACAAGCAUACAUCACGGCGGUGGGAAGAUGGUGCGCGCCCACUUUUGCUGUGGCACUCUCUGUGGUGAACGAUAUCCGACUUGUUAUAGCCUCUUUUAGUGAUGUGUUUAACAAACCGUUUUUAUCAGGGUAGUAAGUUGUAAUUGUUGAACAUGUAUCUUCAGACCUGAGAAGAAAAGGAAUUCAGGGGGGAGGGGGGGAAAGAAAGAAAAAAACAGAGGUGUUAUGUGUAGUGGAGAUGUCCUGUAGUCGAAUGGGACGCAACUUGGUAGAUGUUACCUGUGCAUUCUACAAUAAAUCUAUUUUUUGUCUACUCUGAGAAAAAAUGUAAACUGUUUAUAUUCGGCGUUAGCCUGUGAUUCUGUUCAUUGUCUUAGUUAUAUGCCCUUAUUUUGUAUACCUUUGAGUCAUACUCUUUACUUUACGGCGCACCCUGCUGUGUAGUUAACACUUGUAAUUUAAACCAUUGUUUUCUUUAGCGAUUGUGUUUCGGAUGUCAUUUCUGCAGUCAGAGCUAUAUAAUAUAUUAUUUGUGGGACUAUUUUUAUUAGGCAGGAGCCUCCUGUGUAGUAGGGGGUGGCAUGCAGAAGCGGUUAUUUUGGCUUUUUCGUAGAUGAUCGGAGAUCUAACUCCAAGACUAAAAAAACUAAACCGAAAAACGCUUAAUUGUAAUGUGUUCAAUGUCCCUUUUCGAACUGGUUCAAUCGCUACGGGUAUAAGGAAAUGCACUCCAUUACAACUGAGAACUUUUCCAGUCUGUGUUAUAAACCUUUCUCAUGACUAUAAAUUUGACUCAAAUCAAGAGGGUGCAGAUCCGACCGAUUGUCGACUGUUCCGUCUUCCCUUCAGCCAUUUCCCCUCUUUUGGGACUAUUUUUCGAGGGUCGUCGUUCGUGAAUAUCUUCAAAGACUUUCUAGCUGUCCUAGUAAUUUUAAUUAAUUUCUUUCGUUUUCAAUAUUGUUUUCAACUUUCUCACGCAGAUCUGGAAAAGGUUCGCGGAUGGCAGUAAAAUCUUGUUCUUUUUUGUGGUUUGCUGCAAACAAUUCCAAAGUGAAUGCAGGGCGUUGAUCGUGGCGUGGCGGGGCGUGGAGCCUGGCCAGGGGCCCGCGUGCCACGCCUCGCUGCGCCACGCCGCCGCUGCUGAGCCCCGCGCCACAAAGCAACCUACCAAAGUUGCCCACUGCGCACUUUUUAUAAUAUAAUCGUAAGACUGACCGCGCUGCCCUUCGUAUUGAUGUCGGACAUAUCAGUGCCAUGCGCGUAGGCGGGGCGAAGACAUACAGUGAGAAAAGGAAAUAGGGAGGGGGAAAAAAGCUCCGUAAAAAAAAAUGAAGACUUUUAAAAAAUUGAUAGAGGGAGAGGAAGAAGGUGAGGUUUGUUACUUUGUGUUCUUGAGUUGGACAAAGGCCACACUAGUAGUUGUGCGUGUGUGAAAAGUGCACCUAUCUGCAAGCCGGGGGGCCGAACACGACGUAAGUAAAGUACACACUAAAAAUGGAUAAAGCAUAUUUUUGCGAUGAUGGGUUAAGAAUUCGCCACAUAACUUUCCAUUGUAAAAAAUAUGGUAUGGUAAAAAUGCAAAACAUACAAAAAAAAUGAGGGUUUCUAGUAAUAGUUUGUGUUUUAUGUAAACUUUAAGAAACUUACUCCUUGCAUGAGUCUUUGUGGAAAAAAGUUAUGUUACACUUCUGUAUUUGUCGCUAAAAUCACUUAUAGGAGUUAUAUUGUACGCUAUUGAUGUUUUCGUGAAAAUGUGCAUGGUUAAAAAAGAACUUCUAGCAGUAUACCCCAAUAUUUACGAUACUACUGUAAUCUGAGAAAUACAGAAUUCAUUAGCCCUAUCUCAGUGAAGCUUGUGUCGCUACUCUUGUCUGUCCAUCAGUGGUUAUUUUUGUAUUUAGUGUGCUGGCCCUGAGUCGAUGUGGUGUAGCCCGCAGUGGCGAGCCUGAUAGGUCCAACGUAGAGUGUGGAAAAGUGAGAAAGAAUUAAUGUAGGCUUUUUCGCUUUUUGCUCGGAGUGGUUACAAAGUAAGCUUGUAGCUGAUGAGGAAUGUGGAAAGAUGUUGGAGCGGGAAAUGAUAAAUAAAGAAUGGGUUGCAUGAUGUACACCAUUCAUUAUAAAAUAGUCAUUAUAAUUGGAAUGUUAUUUUUUAUUAAAUGACUGUGAUAAUGUGAUCUUAAAGUGUGUAUAAAUAAAGCAUAAUAUUACCUGAAA